Paramecium octaurelia is the source of this 1395-nucleotide messenger RNA. NCBI's taxonomy places the organism in Eukaryota, Ciliophora, Oligohymenophorea, Peniculida, Parameciidae. The record is from the annotation of a GenBank genome assembly.
AGAUGAUUGAAAUGUAAACUUUGGGGGUGCCAAAUACACAACCAAAAUUUUCUUUGUUGAUUGACGAUUCCCAAACUCUGACCUACCUAGAGUUAUUCAAAAAAGCUGCUACCUUGGCCUUGAUCGAUGUCCAAACUCUAAGCGCCAGUAAUUAUUAAGAAUUCAGGAAUGUCUUUGUAGCGCAAACCAAGGCUGUUUCAGUAAGGAUUAUCAUUCCAAUAGGAACCUUAAUUUGAAGAGAUUGUAUCGUUGGUUGAUUUCAUACCAGGAGCAACAACUUCGUAGUUGAUGGUGGCUUUAGGAACAAUCUCAAAAAAAAAUGGGCUGGGAGGAAUCACUGCUUUGGUGGCAUAUACAGUGCCUGGAGCAAUGAUACUAACAAUUUUAGGUUAUUGUUAUGGUAAGUAUCCUGAUCCUAGAGAUCUCAACAUUCUUGUCUUUCUGGCUAUUCAGGGCAUAAAAUCAAGUACAGUUGCAUUGAUUCUACAAUUGUUGAUAUCAAUGACUGCAAAAUCUAUUAAUAAUAAGAUGCACAUUGCUUUAUCAGUUUUAAGUGCAGCAUUAUUUGUUGCAUAUCAAUAACCGUAUGUGUUGAUUUUAACAAUGAUGAUGGGGGGAAUAAUUACAAUUAUGGUUGAAUAUGAUGCAGAAAAUACAAUUGGCAGAAGAACAUUUGUUAAAGAGUACUCUGCCACUCCUGCAGUUAUUAAUGAUCCAAAAUUAAUUAAUAAAAAAAAUAGUCACAAAAUAAGUUAAUUAUUUGGGAAUAAAUCCUUCCACUUGUAUUCUGUUAUACUCUUAUUAUUGCUGUAUCUCAAUUCAUAAUAUUAAUCCAUGAUCUUAGAUUUGUCUCUCUCAUUUUACAAUAUUGGGACAUUUAUGAUUGGAGGUACUCCUAUUACUUUACCUUUUAUGUAUGCAGAAACCGUUUUAAAUCCUUUAUAUAUAAAUGCUGAUGCAUUUUGGUUAGGCUUUGGUUUAGCAGCAGCCUUGCCUGGCCCUUAUUUAAAUUUUGCUAUUUUCUUAGGUACUCACAGUAUGGGCAUAUAUGGAGGUGUAUGUUGCUGGGUUGCUAUUUUUGUGCCCUCAGUUUUAUAGAUAUGGGGAUUGUUGCCUCAUUGGAGUAAUUUUAGAAAGAAUACAUAUUUGGCCAAGUUCAAAGAGGGUGUUAUUUGUGUGGCAAUUGGAUUUUUGGCAACAGCUGUGUAUUAUGGUUGGGUAGAAGCUUGCAAGUAUGAUUUGUCAACUGCCACUGUCAUUUCAUUUUUGAGUCUUGUUUAUGUUAGUCUUCUUAAUUUCAAUAGUCCUGCAGUUUUGACUUUGGGUGCUGCUUUGUUUAUUAUUCGUUAUCUUGCUUUAUGGUAUUAUAGAGAGUUGGAUCCGGUGAUAUUUUGA